CGAGCACAUAGCGUCGGGAACGCAGAUCUAAGAAAAAUCAUUUAUCGUACAUACAUAACAAGCACAGCGUAUGUUCUGUGUGUGUGCGUGUGUAGUGCAGCAACAAAGUCAGAUAAAAGAAUAUAAUUGUAUACACCAAUACAAUACAAAAGUAAAGUGCGAGAUUAUCAGAAAAAAAUUAUAGGAAAUACACACAUAUUUCAAUAUAAAUUUUUUGAAAAAAUUGUGCGAACUGUGUGCAGUAAAGAAAUGUUGCAAGAAUAAAAAAGACUCAAGUGCAAAUAAAAAUAUAUGAAAAACACUUUUAUAACUAUUUUAUCAAAUAAGAUAUUAAAUACAAAUGACUAUGACUUCAACAUUACUGCAACGGCCCACAACAACAACCACCACAAAGGAGAAAGCAACAACAACGGCAAAGAGACGCACAACCAUGGCGUGGUCGAAUGAUAAAUUGCGUUUUUCAUGCAUCGAUAACAUUAGCCUUAAACAAUUGUGGAAACUAAUUGCCUUGGAUACGGCAACAUCAACGGCUCCCAAUGCAACAACAGCAACAGCCGUGCUCAACGAAUUGGAGCAGCAAUCAAAGCACGCCAGCAGCAACAACAACAACCACAACAACAAUAAUAAUAACAGUGAGCAACAAAUGCAAUACGAAAAUUGUGAAAACUUGGCCGACUAUUUGAGCUUACAAAGGGCAGUUCAAGCACAAACACACACACAACUGGGCGGCAUCCACGCCCCCAACAGUCACAUGUCAUUGCUGAAAUGUUUGGCCAUUAACGCCUUAGAACUGAGCGCCCCUGCCACGCCUCUACUUCUCCAGCAACAGCAACAACAACAGCCAGAAAAACAGCCAACGGAAGCAGCAAAGCCACAGGGCUGGAUGCAGUUAUCGGGCCAUCCCGAAAGCAUUGUGCCCACGAGCAGCGGCAUUGUGCGAAAGCGGAUCGUUAGCAUUGACGAUAGCGAAGUGCACGCCUACGAGCUGAUCUCACAGGAGCCUCAGACGGCACAGAUAGUGCCUGGGUAUCUGGGCAGACGUGAGCUGCACGGACAGCAUUACAUCGAGUUGCAGGAUUUGCUGGCCGGCUUCAAGGAUCCGUGCGUCAUGGACAUCAAGAUGGGCUGCCGCACCUUUCUGGAAUCGGAGGUCAGCAACACAACGCUGCGUCCGGACUUGUAUCAGAAAAUGGUGGCAGUCGAUGCGAGUGCGCCCACAGCUGCGGAGCAUGAGGCGCAGGCGAUCACGAAGCUGCGUUACAUGCUCUUCCGCGAAUCCUUGUCCUCCUCACACACGAAGGGCUUUCGCAUUGAGGCACUGCGUCUGCGUGGCCGCGCCCCCCUCAAGGACUUGAAAACCUGUCGCACCGACGAGCAGAUCACACAAACCAUUGAACAGUUCCUGGCCGCACGCAAAUCCGUUCAGAAGGAGCUGCUGAAACGGCUGAAGCACAUGCGCCUGGUCAUGGAGCAGUCGGCGUUCUUCAAUCGCCACGAAAUUGUCGGCUCCAGCAUCUUCAUUGUCUACGACAAUGAGCGCGUAGGUGCCUGGCUGAUAGACUUUGCCAAGUCCCGUCAGCUGCCGCCACAGCUGAGCGUCAGCCAUCGGGCCCACUGGAUGCCUGGCAAUCGGGAAGAGGGUCUCCUGAAAGGCAUGGACGAGCUGAUCCGUGCCUUCGAGACGGUCUAUGCGCGCAGCACCAGCCAUCGCAGCUGUUUGAAGAUGUAGGCGUGGGCGGCAGGUCCUCCCACUCCCACUCCAACUUCCACACCCCUUCCUAUCAUUAUUAUACUGGCAUAUAAGACUGAUUACAACACCAAUUUCCACGCUCACGCUCAUUCGUACAGCGGACUUUUCAUCGCAUGCGGCACGCUUUGGAUAUUUUCCAUAUUGGAAACACAGAAGCGGCCAAUUCGCAAGACUUGCAACUGUAGGAAAUUA
This is a messenger RNA of Scaptodrosophila lebanonensis, 1942 nucleotides long. RefSeq names its product inositol-trisphosphate 3-kinase homolog (gene IP3K1). The coding region runs from base 341 to 1729 and encodes 462 amino acids. Lineage: Eukaryota; Metazoa; Arthropoda; Insecta; Diptera; Drosophilidae. Gene Ontology annotation, molecular function: inositol tetrakisphosphate kinase activity; inositol-1,4,5-trisphosphate 3-kinase activity. The record is from RefSeq and is a predicted model, not a curated record. Gene Ontology annotation, biological process: inositol phosphate biosynthetic process. Gene Ontology annotation, cellular component: nucleus; cytoplasm. The transcript has 4 exons.